AUGGCGCCAAUGUUUGUAUUUGAUGAGUUGCUUGUCACCUGCGCAGGGGUACCUGUGCCCGAUGAGUGGAAUGUGAAAGUGGAGGUUGAUGUUGGGGUUGAUAUCGUCGAGCUCGAUGCUGCGAUCAAAAACCAGACAGUCAGUGAGAUGAAUGCAUGUCAAAUAUUUCUUGAGCUGCAGAUGAUAUCCGGGAAUGCCACAUCCAUCGGAUCCACCGUCCUUCGCGAAUGCUGUGGUUCCCUGCUCGCAGCAGAAGUAAUCGCCAUUAAUAUACAGAUCCCAGGUGCUAUUGGCACAUACCGGCUUGGCAUGGAGCGCAUCGUGGCACUUAGGUUCGGACGGGCAACAGGCGACAUUUUUAUCUGUCGGGCAGAAGGAGCCGCUUGGACAGCAGACGUGAAACGGAUCUACCGUUAUCCCGCAGUCGACCUCGAGAUCUGCCAGGCAGGAACCAUUCCUGCGCAGAGCCCAUCCGAACGGACGCGCUUCGGAUGCCAUGAUGGUGGAUGGGUGAGGGAUAACCCCAAAAUAUAA
Molecule: messenger RNA, 534 nt
Organism: Aspergillus tanneri
Lineage: Eukaryota; Fungi; Ascomycota; Eurotiomycetes; Eurotiales; Aspergillaceae
Exons: 2
Coding region: 1-534 (177 amino acids)
Source: RefSeq, a predicted model, not a curated record